Molecule: messenger RNA, 6235 nt
Organism: Oncorhynchus tshawytscha (Chinook salmon)
Lineage: Eukaryota; Metazoa; Chordata; Actinopteri; Salmoniformes; Salmonidae
Product: nucleus accumbens-associated protein 1
Exons: 8
Coding region: 682-2355 (557 amino acids)
Biological process (GO): regulation of transcription by RNA polymerase II
Molecular function (GO): DNA-binding transcription factor activity, RNA polymerase II-specific; RNA polymerase II cis-regulatory region sequence-specific DNA binding; protein binding
Source: RefSeq, a predicted model, not a curated record
UGACCUGUUGAUGUCGGUAAAAUGGAGUAUAGCACUGGGAGUCAUUUCCCCAUCCCCAAAAUAUUUAAAUAAAUACGAUUUGGAAUCGAUAGCUGACACCGUGGGACAACUGUCAACCUCAUCGAUAGAGUUUGUGACAAUCGGAUGUUUUUAAUUCGUGGGUAAUCGCGGAAGCAACGGAUACUGUGCGGUUGUCUGAGUGCAUGAGGUGGAUGGUGCGCUGGGGCGAACCCAAAAUAUUUUAGCAGUGCUAUGUUAGCUUGCUAGUUUAGCUAGCUUAGCUAGUCCUGACAGGCACCCGAUUCACAGGCCUGUGGAUGGGAUGCGUAUAUUGCAAUGAAAGACGGGACUAAAAGCGAAAGAUGUGGACCUUUUCAAACUGAUUAAAGUUCGUUAUUAUAUACGUAUACUUUUUUUGACAGCUGCCAAACGCCGUGGCGCUCCUGGAUCGCGUGUUGCUUUAGUCACUGCCAUUCUCUGUCGCCCCCCGGCCCGUGCCAGUGGAGCACUCCGAGCGGGCAGACUGGCACACCGCGCGGCGGUCACCUCGGUACACAGACAGCUAUCGCCGCGGUUUGAUCUUGUAUCUUGGUCCAAACGCAACUCCCUGGAGAUACAAUUUAUAGCUAGUAACAGCUAGCUAUCACUUAAGAGACCCUGUGGUGGUGUGCGUAGCGCACCAUGGCCCAGACCCUUCAGAUGGCGAUUCCUAACUUUGGUAACAACGUCCUGGAGUGUCUGAACGAGCAACGUCUCCAGGGGCUCUACUGCGAUGUCUCCGUGGUCGUCAAGGGACACGCCUUCAAGGCUCACCGUGCCGUGCUUGCGGCCAGCAGCUCUUACUUCCGGGACCUGUUCAGCACUGGGGGAGGCGGCGGCUCCAAGACCCCCACAGUGGUGGAGCUCCCCCCGGCCGUCCAGCCCCAGAGCUUCCAGCAGAUCCUGGCCUUCUGCUACACAGGCCGCCUCAGCAUGACAGUGGGAGACCAGUUCCUCCUCAUGUACACCGCAGGCUUCCUGCAGAUCCAGCAGAUCAUGGAGAAGGGCACCGAGUUCUUCCUCAAGGUUUCCUCGCCCAGCUGUGACUCCCAGGGCCUGCAAGCCGAGGAGGCUCCGCCCUCCGAACCCCAGAGCCCCGUCACUCAAACUGUUGCCGCGGGGACUGGCAGUCACCCUGCGUCCUGCCUUACCCCCCUCCCCCUCGUAACGCGGGUGAAGACAGAGCAGCAGGGCAACCAAUCAGAAGCCUCGCCCUACUCGGUGGUGUGCACCCCUGUGGCCAAGCGCUUGUGGGAGGGCGGCAGCAGCCGAGACGGGGGUGGAGGGGGCUCAGGUGGAGGCGGGUCCAGGAAGGCUGCCCGCUUUUCCCAGGAGUCCGUGCGAGGGAGUGCCAUCCAGAGCUCGGGGGCGCUGGCACUGGCCAUGGGGAUGGGGGCCAGCGGGGCGGGGAUAGGAUCAGGGGUCGGGGGUCACGGCAGCGGGUCCAACGGGAGUGUGGUCUCCAUGGGCAAUGUGGCAUCGGAGGGCGCCAGCCCGGGCACGAUGAGCGCCUACACCAGUGACUCGCCUAUCAGUUACCAUGACGAGGAGGAAGAGGAGGAGGUGACAGAGGAGCAGACGGAGGAGCAGUACAGGCAGAUCUGUAACAUGUACACCAUGUACAGCAUGCUCAACGUGGGCGCCGCAGCUGGUGAGCGUGUGGAGGCCCUACCGGACCACUCAGAGACCCGGGGUCGUAUGCGGGGUCGCCAGGACCUGUCGUCUCUCCCCGCUGAGCUCAUCACACAGAUAGGCAACCGCUGCCACCCCAAACUAUACGAGGAGGGGGACCCCGCAGAGAAACUAGAGCUUGUCUCAGGUACGUGUGUGUUCAUAUCUCGAGCCCAGCUGAUGAACUGUCAUGUGAGUGCAGGGACCAGGCACAAGGUGUUGCUCAGGAGGCUGCUGGCUGCCUUCUUCGACAGGAAUACUCUGGCUAACAGCUGUGGAACAGGAAUCCGCUCCUCCACUAACGACCCCAGCCGCAAGCCCCUGGACAACAGAGUGUUGCACGCAGUCAAAUUCUAUAGCCAGAACUUCGCCACGAGCUUCAAGGAGAGCGAGAUGAACGCCAUCGCGGCGGACAUGUGCACCAACGCCCGCCGCGUCGUCCGCAAGAGCUGGAUUCCCAAGCUGAAGCUGCUCAUGGCCGAGGGCGACGCAUACUCCGCCUUCCUCCCCGACGCCAAGAUGGAGGCCGACGCCCUAGGGGCGGAGCCAACCUUUGAACCCAACUCCCUGGAGGGCGCCGAGACGGGUGGCUCAUCUGGCGAGUCGCUGCAGGGGGUGGGCAGUGACGGAGGCACUUUGUUUUAGAUGGGGAGGUGGAGUACAGAAGUGUUUAGAAGACGAUGAUGAUGAUGAUGAAUACCUAUAUUUCCCUGUACUCCUUUCUUCUCCUCUGGUGGUGUGGCCCAUCCCCCUGACCCUUUGGCCUUUUGAUCCUCCACCUCCGACAUGUGACUCUGAAACGUUGCUAGGGGAAACAGGGGUUGUUACCAGGAUGUUAACCAGGAAGUUAUGCUUUAAUUUUGAAAGCGAGAGUCCAAGCAAUCGUAACUUCCAAUAUGGUUUCUGCUGUAUAUUAGUAUGGGGGUAGAGAAAGGGUGAUGGGUUUGUGGGGAUGCAGUAUUUUUUUUAAAUUUAAUUUUGUUUUAUUAACCAAAUUCCUGCCUCUCCAUAUCAAAACCCAUUCCCCUGGUUUUGAAUGUAGAUGUCAGCAGCAUUGCACAAUGUCAGUCUGAACGAUUGUAUCCCAACCUCUUGAGGAAAAACAAACUGACAGAAAGAUAACUACUCUAUGGAUAUGAGAGAGACUGUAGUUUCUCUCUAGAAUGAGAGAAAGAGAAAAGGGGAGAGAGGGAGCGAUAGAAAUACCCCUAACCCACCAACCCCACACCCUUCUGUGACCAGAACAAAAUGAUUAUGCCCUCAGUUUUAAUGUACUGUCUCUCUUCUUGUAGCUUUUCUGAUCACAGCUCGUUUCUCUGUUUGUAACAUGGAUCCAGAGAUGAGGACUACAGGUUGUACCAUAAUUGUAAUGAAAUCCAAGGGGAACAGAAAAAGACGGUCAUAUUUUUUUUAAUAUGUAUUUAUACAACCGUGGGUGUGUACAGAGAGAAAGAGAGGGAUUGGUUUUAAAUCUGUUGUUUUAUUGUAUUUUGAACAGCUGUUUUUGCAAAGAAAGUCCUGCUCCGAAAAAUAAGAUUUAAAAGCAAAUAAAUAAAAGUGCUAUUUUUGCAUAAAAAUAUGAUAUUGAUCAAGUGGCCAGAAAAGUCUUAACGUAGGGCCUUUUGAGUUUUUUGUUUUGACAAACUAUUGAACUGAAAAAUAUCUGUUUUUAAGACAGAACUGGGCACUUUCUACCUGCGGCAAUCCAAUAUAGCUUAUCUUAUUCUUGUCCUUUUUCUCUAUGGAAAUUGUCAAGGAAGCCUACCUAUGUGGCUGUUCACAAUGAUGACUGACUAUGUUAUGCUUGCUAGCGAGCUAGCGACGUUACUAUGCUAGCUAAACGGCUUACUCGGAAAUCACGGCUAAAUGUAAAAAUGCACAGCUUGAAUCAACUGGUGGACUGCUGCAACUAUCGUGCUAGCUAGCUAACCCCUCCUCUGUUGGUUAGUGACUUGCUCCGAAGCAGACUACUGACAUCAUUACACAUCAUGAGGUGGUGAUUCAAUGACCGGAAAACAUUUGGAAUAAUGGAAUGUGCCUUUUUUAAUCAACAUGGAUAUGCAGGGGUGGGUCCUGCUUAUGUUGAUGUUGGGAAGGAGGGAGUAGAAUGGGGUUUAAAAGGUGGCAGGUCGUUCAGCUUGAGACAGAGUUGUAACACACACACACACACACACACACGUGUUCCAAAGAGAGAUGGGGUGAGGUCAGGGGGAUUGGCAUUCCGGUGGAGUAUGUUGGUGUGUUUUAAACAGUCUCCUAUAUGUGCGAGAGCAUUUGUGUUCAUUCCUUGAAUGUGACUGAAAAGUAUAUUUGUUCCUGUGCGAUUAAUGUGUGUGUGUGUGUGUGUGUGUGUGUGAGUGUGUGUGCUUUAGGUGGGUGUGUGUGAGUGUGUGCUUUUACGUGUGUGUGUCCUCCACCUGGUAGUGUUUUGGAUUGAUUUAAGACUCCCUUUGCUGGGACACUUGUCUUUGUGAACGAUGACCUACACCAUCUUCCAUACACCUUUGCAAUCCAAAAGAUGUGAGACACCUUCAGAUAGAAAAGUGAUGUAUAGAGCGGACACAAUUCACUUUUCUCCAUAAGGCAGAGAAGCAGGUCCACUCUAUGCAUGACAUUUCUGUCCUGAUUGCUGUUGUUUAACUCUCUCUCACGCUUGGUAAAUCCAAGAUGGACAAUGGUGGAUAUGUUAAAGGGGAGGUGAAGCACCUUUUUAAAUGGGAUGAACCCAUGUUUCCUGCACCUUUGAUAAAGGGUUUUGAUGUGUUGUGUGGAGAAUCAACCCAAGGGUCAUGCAAAGGCAUGGCCUUGUUCAAAUACUUUUAAAUGGCAUCCUUCCUCCCUUUCCUUGAUGUAAGCACUUCAGGGAAGGGACUUAAGGAAGGGUCCAUUUAGAGGGUAUUGGAACAUAGCCUGCUUCUCAGAUCUGUGGAUGUGGGAUGCACUGGGAUGACUCCAGUUGUAAAUAUUGGGACCGUUGAGCUGACUUUCUUUCUACACUCGUCUAGCGAUUAGUAGGGUGAUUGUGUAACAGUGUGGAAGCGAUGAAAGAGGACCGUUUUUUAAUAUAUUUUUUAUUUUUUACUUGGUCUCGCGUGUUGUCGAGACGUCAUGGAGACUGGUGUGUGUGUGAGCUCCCAGCAUGCAUUUGGCCUACAGGUCAGAGGAGGAGGAUGAGGGUUGCUUUGGUCUUAAAGUACUGGCCUAAUGUGCUACUGAGUCGGUGUGACUGAAGGGAGGGAGAGAGGUGUCAUGGCUGUAGACUGUCUCCCCAUCAGAAUGUUAAUUUUUACUAUGUUUUUUUCUUUCUUGUAUUGCUAAUGUUUUCUUUUUUCUUUAAAGUAAUGUGUACUGUAAAGACCUUAAAGAAAUGCUACUAAUUGAAGGUGGUGAAUGAUUUACCAACUUCUUGCUGAAGAAAAAAUUGAAAAGGAAAGAAAGAUAACUGUACGAUAGCUAGACAGAGCACCGAUAGCUAGACAGAGCACCGAUAGCUAGACAGAGCACCGAUAGCUAGACAGAGCACCGAUAGCUAGACAGAGCACCGAUAGCUAGACAGAGAACUGUAUAUUUUUUUCAUUGUUUGUGAUGAGGGUUCUAUGAGAGGUUCUUCCAGGAGGGUUGAUGGAAGACUAGGGCACUGUACUGUCUCUUGUCUAUUGGGGGGAAUGAUUUUUGGGGAGAUGGGUGGGUAGUAGUGGGUGUGUGGUGCUAUACAGGUCUGAAUUACAAACUUUGCACCUGCUAUUGAACCUAUACACCAUGGUCUGAUUUCACCCUGCUGAACAGAUCCCAUGAUAUUAUGGACAAGGUCAGAUCCAGUCUUGUUCACCAUCCUGCUGUUCACAUGUGGUACUGGAGCCACCACCAGAUGACAGUAUUUCCCCCACAGACCAUAGUCAAUGACUGAGUUGGUUACUAAGUGAUCAAAGUUCAGUUUUGCGUGUUUUGGAGAGGGUUACUUCUCUUAGCUCUGAAGCACAAGACUAUAGGAACAGAAAGGAAUGUUUGUUUGUGUGGGACAGGACAGUUCAAGCUGAUCCAUCCUCCAUCCCUACAGGUAGAUGUCCCUCCUCCCCCAACACACACAUCUCAAGAGGAUGGACAAAGGCAGUAUCCAGUAUGUUGUAUAUAGGCUUGGAGAAGGACCUUUUUUCACAUAUACAUAUAUAAAUAUGAAUAUAUGUAUAGAUAUAUACUGUAUAUUAUACAUAGAGGCACUAAAGUUGAAUUGUUAGUCGUGCACUCUCAGCAUGAGGUAUAUACCCACAAACGGCUUAUUGAAACCAGUGCAGUAGUGUCCCCAAUGUUUCUGCUCCUGCUCCUUGCCCUCCGUGACCCUGUAGCGCCAGUGCUCAUUCUGUUCUCAUUGUUUUCCAAGUGCCAAUAACUUUGUGAAACCCCUUAACUGUGACCCAAUAUUAUUCAAGGUAAUUGCACAUUAACUACUGUAAAGAAAAAUCACGAAGAUAAAUGUCAACAUGGAUUUAAAAAAAAACUAUCUUAAUAAAAGGUUUGUAACAAAUGA